Zea mays is the source of this 1616-nucleotide messenger RNA. RefSeq names its product Cycloartenol synthase. The record is from RefSeq and is marked validated. NCBI's taxonomy places the organism in Eukaryota, Viridiplantae, Streptophyta, Magnoliopsida, Poales, Poaceae. Bases 11 to 1276 code for a protein of 421 amino acids. The transcript has a single exon. Gene Ontology annotation, molecular function: protein binding.
CUCCGCCGCAAUGAAGCGCGAGGGCUUGGAGACCCCGCCGCCGCCGGCGAAGCACCCAAAAAAUUCAAGCCCCACAAGUGCCACCCCCAUCCACUCCCUCACGGACGACCUCCUGCUCCAGAUCUUCCUCCGCCUUCCCUCCCUCGCGACGCUCGUCCGCGCCGCCCUCGCCUGCCGGGCUUGGAGCCGCGCGGUGGUCUCCUCCCCGGCCUUCCGCCGCCGCUUCCGGGAGCUCCACCGGACGCCCCUCCUCGGCUUCUUCUUCGAGUGCCCUAGCCCCGUCCAAGACCCGGCCAUCCCGCUCUUCCCCUCAUUCGUCCCCGUGCGCCGCCGCGAAGGGGACCUGUCCAUCGCCGUCCGCGGCGGCGACUUCUUCCUCACAUGCCUCCAGGAGCACCCCAUCAAGUCCCAGUCCUGGGACAUUCUCGACUGCCGUGGCGGGUACGUCCUCCUCUGUAAUGAUGGCCAACCAGGUGCGCAAGCAAUGGCGGUGGUGAAUCCCUUGGCGCGACAGUGCCGGUCAGUAGACUAUCGCCAUGUGGACGCCUUGGAAGGUCGCCGUGGGACUUUCUUUGAUCUCAACGGCUACUUGCUCUGCUCGGAGGAGGACCCCGCAUCGUUUCGGGUGGUCCUUAUUGCCCACGACGAGUCCAGGGUGCGGGCUACUGUCUUCUCCUCGGACACAUGUGAGUGGCAAAUUCACCCGUGGGUUGAUGUCCCAGGGCCACCACGGGGAUCAGAAAGCUGGCUUCUGAAGUGCACCAUGCAAUCAAAUGGGUUCUUGUAUAUGGUUUACAAGAAUGACGGGUAUAUGGUCACGCUUAACACGGCGACAAUGGAGUUCUCUGCUGAGGAGCUCCCUCAAUUGUUGAAGAAUGAACGCUGCAGCUUCAGUGUCGGAGAAACAAUCAAUGGUGCGCCCUGUAUUGUUUAUGCUAUUGGCUUCACUGUUGGUGUGAUGUUGAGCAGCACAGAUGUGGAUGGCACUAAGAAGUGGAUGCUGGACAGGGUCACUAGGUUUCGUUGGAAUCAGAAGUGCAUGUAUGACGGGCUCCUGGUUCUGGCAGUCAGGGAUGGCUUUGCGUACUUGGCAACUUCAAACAAGACCUGUUUUUUCGCGAAAUCAAGUUGGUUCUGGUCCCUCUGCCUGCAAACAAUGAAAGUGGAGAAUGCGUUUCAGAGGACAUAUGGCACUGUUGCAUACCCCUAUGUUAUGGCAUGGCCUCCUUGUUUAGUUGGUAACAAUGGGAGGUCUGCACUUGAUGAUGGUAUGUAGUGCAUUAAGUGCCUUCAAAGUAGGGAGGAGAUGAUAUAAAUUAGGGCAAGGGGCUAUAGAGUAUAAGCUGCUUGCUAAACCAAUAUUAGUUUUUUUUGGGGCUAUAGAGUAUAAGCUGCUUGCAGAAACUAUGAAAGAUGACUCGAGCCAUUGCUAGCUAGUUUCAUGUAACUUACAAAAUUAGUGAUGCAUAAGUUUUCAUAGCGCAAGGAGAUCGAUUAUAGAUCAGAACCCAUAUUGUAAGCUGUACUGUAUAAGAUCGUACGUCUUUUAUGCAUUCUUCAGGCACCUAUGACACUGAUUGUUUGGCUUUCUAUAGAUGUUGGGUACGUUGAGCUUU